Cornus florida is the source of this 1299-nucleotide messenger RNA. RefSeq lists its product as uncharacterized. The transcript is spliced from 2 exons. Lineage: Eukaryota; Viridiplantae; Streptophyta; Magnoliopsida; Cornales; Cornaceae. The coding region runs from base 124 to 609 and encodes 161 amino acids. The record is from RefSeq and is a predicted model, not a curated record.
GCGCAAACCGUUCCGCUUCCUCUUCCGCUCCUGCAACAGAACUAUACGCUUCAGUCUCUCUCUACUGCUCUCUCUCUCUCUCCUCGUUUUCUCUCUACUCUCUCUCUCAACAAACAGUGAGCCAUGGCGGUGGAAGCUCAAAACGGUGGAGCUCAGAACGGAUGCUCGAAGGUGGUGAAGUUCUUGGCGUUGAAGCCUCAGCUGUCCGUUGAAGCACCAAAAGCCAACGACGCCGUACAGUUCUACAAGGCGGCUUUCGGUGCGGAGGAGGUGAGCCGUGCCAUGCAUCCCAAGCGCAAGGCCGAUCAAGAGCUCCCUCUCGUUCUCGCUGCCGAACUCAAGCUCGGUCCCUCCUCUAUUAUCGUCUCUGACAUUGCCGAUGAGUCUUCUCCUCCGGUGAAGAAUGGAUGCGUGAUCUGCCUGGAGACUGAGGACGUGGAAGCUGCAGUCGCCAAGGCUGUGAAAGCCGGUGCUGUCUCAGAGGGCGAAGAAGUCGCUGAGGGUGAUGGCGCGUGCUGCGGUGAGCGCGUGAACAAGCUGAAGGACCCCUAUGGCUUCGUUUGGCUGAUUUGCUCUCCCGCUAAGAAGUCUGCUGACGUGGAGUCCUAAACAUCGUCCGAUCUACUUACACUGUUUUGCUUAGUAGUAUGUUUUUGUUUCGAAUUAAUAGCUUCUAGGCUGCUCUAUAGGUAUGGCUCGGAAUUGACUAUUUGAUACGCCAUGAACAAGGUGUUUGGUUGAUGCUUUUGAAAAAUGAGACCUGGAUUAACUACUCUUAUCUUCUAUUUGACAGCUGGCAGCUGUUAACAGCAUUGUUUGAAAUUCUAUCAUUAUAGGCAUAUAAUCCAGCCACGAUCAAGGGUAUUUUCGACUUUUAUGCAUGUAUGCGAUGGUUGUGUGUGUACUAGGUGUUCAUUGCUUGACCUCGUUAGACGAUAAUAUCUUGCUUUCAUGCUCUGAUAUUAUUUUCUCUACUGACUGCACAGAAUAGGUAGAAAUGUGCGUCGCGUAUGUAUCUGCAUGCAAGUAUGCGCGUGGGCAAUUGGAUUUGAACUGUGCAAGAUAUGUGGUCCAAAUGUUGGGUAUCUGGCCUGGUUGGGGUUAAUGGGCUUUCUCGUUAGUGCUGGUUAACGAGUUGGUGAAGCUUUGUUGCAUCUAUUAAUUAGUUCAAUUCUAACCAAGUAUGAAAAGGUGUUACAGUUUCAGAUGUCUUUUAUAUUCGUGUUGGUGCGAAUGUAUUAAUUUCGUGACUUUUUUAGAGCUUGGACUUCGAAGAUAAUUUAUUUUUUUUGGUAGACA